UGCAAGAAUACUGGAGUAGGUUGCCAUUUCCUUCUCUGAUUGUAUCCAGAGUUUAUGAUUAUUACCAACAGGCGGGUCGGUCUCUCCACCAGUAUCACAAGUCAAAAGUCAAGAGGCAAAACAUUUAAAGACAAUUUCAAUGCAAAAUGUCCAUCAGAGCUGCCGCAGCCCUCACCUGCUUGUGGGAACAGACAGAGUCAGCCCCGUUGUGCUGACACAGGAACUCAGACGCCAGCAGCCUCGUCAAGCUGUGGUUUGGAGUCCUUAGGAGCUUUUGCACAGUUCCACCAGCCACAGGCCCCUCUUUCGGGGAGCUGCCAUGUUAUCCCCCCGCCCCCACCCACUGAAGCUGCCGUCUGGUGUGGUCACUCCUCUGUUUCUCAGAACAGGGAUGGACCUGGACUCCUCUGGUCCUCCCCUUCCCCAUGCACUCCCAGCCCAGCAUCCCAGAGAUGCUAGUCAUAAACCUCCUGGUGGGCCCACGUGUAAAUCAGCUCAUGCAGUUUGAGGUCUGCAGCCAAGGCUUGGCAGCCAGCCAUUCGUGUAAGUCCAGCCCCAUGGGCCCAUGCACACUUCACCCUCCAGGUGGAUGAGUGAUUUUGGAGUAGUAGCCUACACAAGAUGGGGCUGUCCAGAGAGCCAGAGGACAGCCUCAGACCAGGGAGAGUGUGCAGUAAGUAACUCAGGAGGUACCUAGAUGUUGCUUCUGAGUUCAUAACUGGAGAGAGCAGAGAGGGCUCCCUGGAAGAGGUGUUAGAGCAGUUGGGCCUCUUCCAGGGCACACUGGGGCCUGGGGAAGGGGCAGCACAGGUGGUAAGAAGCUCUCUAGGCAGAUGGGCCUUUGACUGGCCUUGGAGGAGGCUGGGAAAGGACAGCGCCCGCAGGAGGGGUGCCUGCUUGACGCCCGGAGUGCAGGGGCUGGAGCCGCGUGGGUGGCCAUCCUGAGGGUCUCUGCCCACAGCGUGCUCUCGGCUUCCCUCUCACGGUCCCAGACAUUUGGCGCCGCAGACUGGGAGGUUUUCCACAUUGGGGAGAGGGUCUUCCUCGCCGUGGCGAACAGUCACCGCUACGACGUCGAGAUGCGAGUGCAGAACGACUCCUACGUCAUCAACUCGGUCAUAUACGAGCUGAACGUCACCGCGCAGACGUUCGUCCGCUUCCAGGAGAUCCGCACCUGCAGUGCUCUGGACUGGGAGUUCUUCUCGGUGGGAGAAGACUAUUUCCUGGUGGUUGCAAACUCCUUUGAUGGAAAUACCUUCUCGGUAAACAGUAUUAUUUACAGGUGGCAGGGGUACGAAGGCUUCGUGGCCGUGCACAGCCUCCCAACCUUCGGCUGCAGGGACUGGGAGGCCUUCCGCACGGCAGCCGGCUCCUACCUGGUCUACUCCAGCGCCAAGGAACCGCUGUCCCGGGUGCUGAAGCUGAGGACGGGGUGAUGGGCUCAGAGCCCCAGGAGCUAGACCUGCGUGGCCACACCCCAGAACCCCACCAGGAACCCCAAAAACCUCUGGGGAGUGGGAUAAGUGGGAGAAGUUGUGGCUUCCAGAGCCACCAACUCGCUUUCUCUGGCCCUUGUCCAGCCACGACAUUGUCACCUAGACAACCAUGGUGACCAGACAGGUGGCUCUGUGAGCAUCCAAGCUGAAGACCAGAGCUGCUCCUGCAAGUCUGCUGUCCUGCAGGGAUUUUGCUUUAAAGGAAAAGUUCAUACAAAGUUUUACCUCAAAAACAGCAGGGCCUGGUCACCUUCCCACCGUGUCUACCACAUAACCAGACACUCAGCUCUGGCUGGGGAGCCCUGAUGCAGGGACCGGCUUCGUGCUGCCUCACAUGUUUGUACCAGCUAUUUAUUGUGUUCUGUCUAUGCUGAAAUAUAUUUAUGAUGCUUCUUACAAAAAGUA
Molecule: messenger RNA, 1901 nt
Organism: Odocoileus virginianus texanus
Lineage: Eukaryota; Metazoa; Chordata; Mammalia; Artiodactyla; Cervidae
Source: RefSeq, a predicted model, not a curated record